CUCUGGUCAUUCCCUGCACUGUCUGCAGUCUCUGGUCAUUCCCUGCACUGUCUGCACAGUCUCUGGUCAUUCCCUGCACUGUCUGCAGUCUCUGGUCAUUCCCUGCACUGUCUGCAGUCUCUGGUCAUUCCCUGCACUGUGUCCGCAGUCUCUGGUCAUCCCCUGCACUGUGUCCGCAGUCUCUGGUCAUCCCCUGCACUAUGUCCGCAGUCUCUGGUCAUCUCCUGUACUGUGUGCGCAGUCUCUGGUCAUCUCCUGUACUGUGUCCGCAGUCUCUGGUCAUCUCCUGUACUGUGUCCGCAGUCUCUGGUCAUCUCCUGUACUGUGUCCGCAGUC
Molecule: messenger RNA, 336 nt
Organism: Staurois parvus
Lineage: Eukaryota; Metazoa; Chordata; Amphibia; Anura; Ranidae
Source: the annotation of a GenBank genome assembly